AUGCGCGGCCAAUAUGGCGGACUGGGCGCAUGUGCAGUGGCGGCUACAGUUCUCUUUCUAGCCACUGCCGCCGCCCAACAAGACUACUAUGAGGUCGACCCCGACACAGCCGACCUCCUAGACGCUCUCCAGCCGCAAUAUGAACCAGAGUCCGACCUAGACUUUGGCUACGGGAAGCGCCACAGUGACUACGCCUUCGGCCUUGGAAAGCGCACCCCCAGCUAUGCUUUCGGACUGGGCAAACGCCAGAAUAUGUACUCCUUUGGCCUUGGCAAGCGUUCAGAUGGCUUCAGCCUCGGCUUUGGCAAGAAAUCAGGCCACUAUAACUUCGGUCUCGGAAAAAGAAGCGUCGAGGGCCAGAUGGAGCCUCCGGAAACCUCAGUGGUGGAAGAGGCUGAGGAUGCGGAUAAGAUGAGAAAGAAGAGAGAGGCGGAAGCGGACGAAGGGUCUGCGCACGACAAGGACAAGAGGGCGAGCCAGUACACCUUCGGCCUGGGCAAGAGGCCAGAUGCUGAAGAGAGCAACAAGAGGGACAGGCUAUAUGCCUUCGGUCUGGGCAAGCGUGUCUCGGAGGACAAGAGAGACCGAACGUACUCUUUCGGUCUCGGCAAGAGGGACGAUGACUUCGAGAAACGACAACGUGACUACGCCUUUGGACUUGGCAAGCGAGACCUCGAUGAGGAUAUAGACAAGAGGGCUAACCAAUACGCAUUCGGACUCGGCAAACGGGCGAACGAAGACGAGGACGCAGCCAGCCUUUUUGCAUUCGGACUCGGCAAGCGGCCGUCGGCAUACAGCUUUGGCCUCGGCAAGCGGAGCGACGGCGAUGACGAAGAAUACGACUCCUACGUGUUCGGUGACGACGACCAGGAAGGCCAGUCUGAGGAAUACGACGACGAGGACGCGAAGAGAUCCGUCGCUUAUGGCUUUGGCUUGGGCAAGAGGAACGAAGUCCCUGAUCCUGAAACAGAGAGAAAUUCUUAUGACUUUGGUCUUGGGAAGAAAUCAGGCCACUACGCUUUCGGUCUUGGCAAGAGAGGAGGACCUUAUGAAUUUGGUCUGGGAAAGAGAGCAGGACCAUACGAAUUUGGUCUUGGAAAGAGAGCUGGCCCUUACGAAUUUGGUUUGGGAAAGAGAGCCGGACCUUAUGAAUUCGGUCUUGGAAAGAGAGCAGGACCUUAUGAAUUCGGUCUUGGAAAGAGAGCAGGACCUUACGAAUUCGGUCUCGGUAAAAGGGCCGGCCCUUACGAAUUUGGACUUGGUAAGAGAGCAAGUCCCUAUGAAUUUGGUCUGGGAAAGAGAGUAGGAGCUUAUGAAUUUGGGCUCGGCAAGAGAGCAGGACCAUAUGAAUUCGGUCUCGGAAAACGUGCUGGGCCUUAUGAAUUCGGUCUUGGCAAGAGAGCAGGACCAUAUGAGUUCGGUCUCGGCAAGCGCGCGGGUCCCUAUGAAUUUGGUCUCGGCAAACGAGCAAGCCCUUACGAGUUCGGCCUCGGCAAGAGGGCGGGCCCCUAUGAGUUCGGUCUGGGCAAGCGGGACGACUGGUACGACAUCGGCAAGAAGGCGGGCCACUACUCCUUCGGGCUGGGCAAGCGGAGCGGCCAGUCGCCCUACGGCUUCGGCAAGAAAGCGGGCCACUAUUCCUUCGGGCUGGGCAAGCGCUCCGCCGGGCCCUACGCCUUCGGGUUGGGCAAGAGAGAUGCGAGAGGCGACCUGGACCUCGAUCAGUCGCCAGCAUACGCCUCCGACCUGGGCAAGAGGAUAGGCUCGGCGUACAGCUUCGGGCUCGGCAAGCGCGGCUCCAGCGACCUCACCGCCGAGCACGAAGAGGGAGCGGACGGACAAGAAACGGAAGAUCAAUCAUCGUCUUAA
Messenger RNA from Penaeus indicus, 1869 nucleotides. RefSeq lists its product as uncharacterized. The coding region runs from base 1 to 1869 and encodes 622 amino acids. Lineage: Eukaryota; Metazoa; Arthropoda; Malacostraca; Decapoda; Penaeidae. The record is from RefSeq and is a predicted model, not a curated record. Gene Ontology annotation, molecular function: neuropeptide hormone activity. The transcript has 3 exons.